This is a messenger RNA of Amphibalanus amphitrite, 3324 nucleotides long. RefSeq names its product U2 snRNP-associated SURP motif-containing protein-like. Gene Ontology annotation, molecular function: RNA binding. Gene Ontology annotation, biological process: RNA processing. Gene Ontology annotation, cellular component: nucleus. The record is from RefSeq and is a predicted model, not a curated record. Bases 204 to 2924 code for a protein of 906 amino acids. NCBI's taxonomy places the organism in Eukaryota, Metazoa, Arthropoda, Thecostraca, Balanomorpha, Balanidae. The transcript has 20 exons.
CAUGCGUUUUAUGUUAUCAAUAUAAACAAUUUGUCAAGAGAAUAUUUUAUUCUUCGGGGAUAGUAUUUAAUAAUUUUUCAAGCAUCAGUAUCCGUAUCUUAUGUCAUAUGAUUCCAGUUAUGUGUCGGAUAAAUAGCAAGCUAAAACUGUAGACUUGAAGCUGAAGUUUGUGAUAAGUUUAGGUGCUCUCUUCAGAUAUCAAUAUGGCUUCUUUUCCUAAACGAGGAUUGAGUAAGAAAGAUUUUGAUGAGAAGAAGAAAAAGCAUGAACAAGAAAAAGAAGCUGCAAAGGCAUUUGAAGAGUUUGUGCAGACAUUCGAUGAGGACCCAGCUACAUCCAAGGGAAAAGUAUGGGUCAAGGCCGGAACAUUCAAUGCAGGCACAAGAGAGGAGACGACCAAGGAGAAAGGUCAGUUGUACAAGCCGACCUCCAAGUUCGAGGUGCCAGAGCGCAAGCAGCCCUCCCCAGAGCUCAUCACUCGCAGCCGCAUCGAGCUGCCAUCGAAACUCGUGCGCAGGAAGGAUGGCAAGAAAAAGAGCAACCUGGAGCUCUUCAAAGAGGAGCUCAAAAGGAUCCAGGAGGAGCGCGAGGAGCGUCACCGGCUGAAGGAGCAGAUGAAGGAGGCCAGCUCGUCGGGCCGCGUCUCCCGGUUUGACACGCCCGAACUGCCACCCAUCACACCCUCUCCGCUCAGUCUCGAUGUGCCGAACCCGUACGGUUCGUUCGACAGCGGUGACCCGAGCACCACUAACCUCUACCUGGGCAACCUGUCUCCAAAGCUCUCCGAGCAGCGGCUGAUGGAGAUAUUCGGCCGCUACGGUCCGCUGGCCAGCAUCAAAAUCAUGUGGCCGCGUAACGACGAGGAGCGGCUGCGCGGCCGAAACUGCGGCUUUGUGGCGUUCAUGACACGACGAGACGCCGAGGCGGCGUUAGAGGACCUCAGUGGGAAGGACGUAGAGGGCUACGAGAUGAAGCUGGGCUGGGGUAAGGGCGUGCCGAUCCCGCCCCAGCCCAUCUACAUACCCCCGGCGCUGAUCGAGGUCUCCAAGCCACCGCCGCCGUCCGGACUGCCGUUCAACGCGCAGCCGCGGAAGAAGGACCGCGACAAGUUACCGAUGAGUGACCGGCUGCCGGAGGACCCGGUCGCCAUGCAGCAGUUCAACAAGAUGUUGCAAAGAGCAGUUGUCAAAGUUGUCAUCCCUACAGAAAGGCCAAAGCUGAUGGCCAUCCACCGGAUGCUCGAGUUUGUCGUCCGAGAGGGCCCGCUCUUCGAGGCGAUGAUCAUGAACAAGGAGGCGGACAACGAGCUGUAUAGUUUCCUGUUCGACAACCAGUCGGCCGAGCACACCUACUACCGAUGGAAGCUGUUCAGCAUCCUGCACGGCGACUCGCCGCAGCGCUGGCGUACCGACGAGUUCCGCAUGUUCAAAGGCGGCUCGGUGUGGAAGCCGCCGCCGAUGAACCCCUACAUGAUGGACCGGGACCACCACAAGAAACCGGAGCCCGAGCGACAGCGCAACAAACUCCUAUCGCAAUCCCAGCGGGCGCGGUUCGAGUCGCAGCUGCGCCACCUCACCCUGGAGAGGGACGCCAUCGCCGAGACAAUGGUCUGGUGUCUGGAGCACGCCGACAGCGCCGAGGAAAUCUGUGCGUGCGUCACCGAGUCGCUCAGCAACCCGGGCACACAGCUCACUACCAAGAUCGCCCGGCUGUACCUGAUCUCCGACAUUCUGCACAACUGUACCGUCAAGGUGGCCAACGCCUCCAGCUUCCGAAAGUGUUUCCAGGAUAAGCUGCCGGAGAUCUUUGACGGCAUCCAGGAGACGUACGGCGCCAUAUCGUCCCGGCUGCGGGCCGAGGCGUUCAAGCAGCGCGUGAUGCGUGUGUUUCGCGCCUGGGAGGACUGGGCCGUCUACCCGCAGGACUUCCUCAUCAACCUGCAGAACACCUUCCUCGGCUUCAACAAGCAGACGGAGGGCGGCGCGGCCGGCGACGGCGACACGUCGGACGUGGACGGCGCGCCGCUCAGCGACUCUGACGAUGUGGACGGCGUGCCGCUCGACGGCGCCGCGCUCCUCAAAAAGGCGCGACAGCAGGCCAACGACGACGACGACGACGACGAUGACGACGUCGACGGCGUGCCGCUGGACGAGGCCGGCGGCCCCUCGGUGGACCGCGGCACGGCCGGCGCGCUGGCUCGCGCCGCCGAGUCGGCCGGACGCGCCGGCGGCUUCGUGCCCUCGCGCUGGGAGACGGUCGACCCGACGGACGUGGCCGCCGGCGCGGUCACCACGUCCAGGUGGGAGGCCGUGUCGGCGGCGGCCGGCGCCGCGGCCCGCCAGCAGGACUCGGACGAUGACGUGGAUGGCGUGCCGCUGGAGGAGGUGGCCGGCCCGCCGGCGCACCAGCCGCAGCCGCCGCCGCCCGACGACGACUCGCGCAGUCAGACCAACACGGCGCCGGGCUCGCCCGACAUGGACGUGUCUGAGGAGCGGCGGGUGAAGCUGCGCGAGGUCGAACUGAAGGUGGUGGCCUACCAGGACGACCUGGAGUCGGGCCAACGCUCCGUCAAGACCGGCUACACACUCCAGGAACAGGUGCAACACUACCGCGCCAAGCUGAUGCGAAAGGUGGAGCGACAACUGACGGACCGCAAGCGGCGCCGGGAGCGCAGUCCGUCCAGCUCGGACGGCGAGAGCCACCAGUCGUACUCGAGCCGGCGCCGGUCGCGCUCGCCGAAACCGGACCGGUCCGACAGGUCGCGGCGCCGCUCGCGCUCGCACUCGCCGCCGCGCCGCCGGCGCCGCUCCAAGUCGCCCCCGUACCGUCGGUCGCGGUCCCGCUCGCCCGCCUACCGGCGCUCGCGGUCGCGCUCGCGCUCCCGCUCACCCAGCCGCAAGAUGCGCAAGAAGUCCAAGCGCUGAGUGGGAGACGGGGGGCGCGGAAUGGUGUGCGCGUGGUGGGUGACUUUGUCGAGCUGCCAGCGCUCAGAGGGCGGACGGACGCGCUGGGGUGAGACGGACGGCCGCUCCAGGCUGUGGGACGGGGCGGGGUGGGGAGGAGGGAGGGAGGGAGGGAGGGUGGGGUGGGACUGGUGGGUUUUGAGAUAUCGAAUGUCCCUGCCCAAUGAGUGGCCGUCUGCUGCCGCGUUCUCAAGUGUCUCGAGCCGCAGCUGUGGCGCGCGCUGGGACGGGCUGGGGAGCGGCUCUGGCCGGCGCCUGUGGUCCGCCUGUCCGGACGGACUGAGAUGAUGUCCCCGAGGGGCCUCUGUCCGUCUGUCGCCGCCCAUGGCUCACCCUCUGCUGUAAUACACGGACUCACGCG